UCCAUACCUCAAUGCAGUCACAACAAGCUGACCUGGGUCAUACUAGAGUGCCAUCACCUUGUACAGGACUAGUCUAGUGCCACCGUUUACGUGAUCGUCUUAUGUAAAAUGAAGGAGCGAAGAGUCAAUCAGCCUUUGGUAAUACGUUGUAAAUUGGUUUUAGUAGGAGAUGUGCAGUGCGGGAAAACAGCAAUGUUGCAAGUCUUGGCCAAAGACUGCUAUCCUGAGACGUACGUCCCAACAGUAUUUGAGAACUACACCGCUGGACUGGAACUAGACGAGCAGCGCGUGGAGCUCAGUUUAUGGGACACGUCAGGUUCUCCAUAUUAUGAUAAUGUCAGGCCUCUGUGCUACAGCGACGCAGAUGCUGUUUUGCUCUGUUUUGAUAUAAGCCAACCUGACACCGUUGAAAGCACCCUCAAAAAGUGGAAGGCAGAAAUUGUGGAUUUCUGUACCAGUACACGAAUAUUACUGGUUGGCUGUAAGACUGACCUUCGCACAGAUGUUUGCACUUUGAUGGAGCUGUCUAAUCAGAGACUUACACCCAUAUCCCAUGAGCAGGGCACCUUGUUGGCAAAGCAGGUUGGAGCGGAGGUGUACCUGGAAUGCUCUGCAUUCACAUCUGAGAAAAGCAUCCACAGCGUGUUUCGAUCAGCUGCACUCACAUGCAUUAACAAACUGCAGGCACCCAUAAAGCAAAGCCCUACACGUCGACUCUCCAAACGCCUCCUUCACCUGCCCAGCAAGGCAGAGCUCCUUACCUCCUCCUUCACCAAGGAGAGAACCAAGAGCUGCUCCAUCAUGUGAGCCCACACCUGCCGCUCUAGCUCCAAAAACACAAGUUUCGCACUUCGAGAGGAUUGAUCGGGGGGGGUUGAGAGGAGAGGAGGUUUCAUGACCCCUCCCUCUCUCUACAAUCAUGUUCUUAUUCUUCCAUCCUGACACCCCACCCACAAACACGCUCCUUCCUGUGUCAAUGAGCAAAAGCAUUUGCUAAAUGUUAUAAAUCCUUAUGCUAAAGUAUUGAUUGAUUUCCCUUUACCAGCAAAUAGCUUUACAUGAACUGCAUUUUUGCAGUAUUAAUGAUCAAUCAGACAAAGAGGGGUUAUUGUAAAUGCAUUACAUACUGGACACUGUAAAAAUACAUUUGGCUUUUUUUUAAUUUGUUAGUGUGUGUACAUUUUAUGGGAAUGGGGUUUGAGCUGUGAACGUAAUCAACUAUUCAAAGGAAGCUGAUGUGCUUCUAUUUCACAGUAUGCCCUUUAGUGGAUGUAGAUGUGAGAUUAACUGGUUGGGCAUGUCAGACAAGGACACUGAAAAAUAAAAGGACAAUUGAGUACAGGUUGGCGUUAGUCGCUGUUUCUAUACCUGAUUAUGCUUUGGUUGUACAUGUGACAUUCAAAAGCUCUGUGAAUGAAUUAUCUAGAAGACAUGAAAGCACGAGGGAGGAGCUAAAAAACACUUUAUUUCCUCCUGAAAAGGAGCACAGUGUUAUAAAUCUGCAGCUAGAUGGAGCAUCCAAUCACACUUGUCAAAUCCAAAUAUAUUGGAGAUGCUGACAUGCACUCUUUCAAUUCUCAUGUCUACUCUAGAAUUUCAUGCAUUCAGAGAAUGAGUCGUAAAUCUCAGCCAAUGAGCUAAAGCCCAGCACUGCCCUUUAGAGACAGGAUUUCUCCCAGGCAAUUUCUCAGUAUAGAGCAGAGCUCAUGCAGGAGUUAUUGCCAUAUUGACCCCUUCCAGCUGUUGAAUUUGUUUUUUUUUGUUUUUUUUUUUUAGAAAAUAAGAUCUUUCUCUGAUUUAAUUUUGAAGAUGGACUGAGCAGGUCAGAGGCAGGGAGAAUGUGGGAUUACUAGGGGACAAAAAACAUUGCAGACAGUCCACCAAAACAGAUCAAUGUUACAUAAGCGAGAGAACAAUUUGAAUGUGCCUGUUGAUGUUUUUCUCUUUUUUUUUUUAAACUGGAAGUAAUCUUGGCAUAAUUCUCAAAAACAGACAUGUAAAUUAUUCCUGCCUGGUUGUACUAUGUUGGUUAUUAUCUGGGCUGGACAUUGAAGUGCAAUACAUUUUCCCAUAUUCUGGUGCAUUUAGUCUCACAGUCAGAGAGAACUCUCCUUUCAUCCUAAACAUUAUUCUGGUAAUCUCUGUUUUAAAUCCCACCACCCUGGUUGUACAAUGCUUAAUCAUAAAACAACUAAAUCCUCACUUUGGGCUUAUAAAUGGCCAUGUAGAAAUGAACUGAGUACUCAGAGAGGCAUUACAAGAAAUCUUUCAAAUAACCACAAAUAUUCAGGUAAAAUCGGACACUUAAUGAUCAUUUCUCAAUAGCGUUGUUUUAAAAUAUGCCAAAUGGCUUAGCCCCAUCACACAAUCCAAUUUUAAAUAGCUAAAGAUUUCCAUUAUACUAUACGGAGGAAAACAAAACAAAUAUUAAACACUAAAACUUAAGUGUCUCGCUUUACUUGAAUUCACCGAAUCACAUUUCCGAUUUUUUUUUUAACUUAAUUGAAUUCUUUGGGGUUUGUCAUUAUUGUCAUUGAACAUUGUCUGAAAGCAUCUAAAAGUGCAAGGGAAGGCCAAAUAAUUUACAUAACUGCAUCAGUGAUUUGAGGGUUUAAAUAUGUUGGGAGGACAUCUAACAUGAAAUUUGGUCUUAAAUUACUUCAAAAUUUUAAUCUUCUGAUAAACAUAAUUUAUUAGUCCAGAAAGUUGGAAGUUAUGGAAAUUUGUCAAUUGUAGCAUCUGAUAUUGUGAUAAAUGCAGAUUCAGUCAGUUAACCUAAAUUUGCUAAAUUACUAUCUUUAGAAUAAUAGAGACAAUACUGUAUAUAUUAACUAGUGUUGGCAUAAUUGCACCUCCAAACUACAGGCAUUUACUCUAAAUCAUUUAAAAGUUUGUUAAUACAUAGACCUGCAUCAUACCAUGCUACAUGCACUAAUCCCUUAAUUUGACAAUGUUGCCUAGUAACAGACAAGUCAAUUAAGGUGGACUGUACAUCUGAAAAUCACUCAAGAGAAAUUGAGAGACAGAAAAAGAGAGAAACUGGGGGUAAAAAAGAGAAAAUAAGGACAGGUUCUCUCACUGUAGAUUAACAUAUAGCUUCCCAGAUAGGGUCAUCAUGGCUAUAGUUAGUUUAUAGUUCAAUAUAUGACUCAUACAGGCCAUCAUCUUGAUAUGAAUUUGUUACUGUUGUCUUGUUUAGUAGAACUCUUUUAUGUGGCAGACCUCCACAAUCUUCCUUUUGUUAAUUAAGUCUGGACGUAAAUACUGUAUGUUGUGCAUAAUAAUUUGUAUACAGCCCUUUAAAUGAUGUCUGUGAAGCAUACAAUUUAAAAACAGACAUUAUGAUUGUGUGUGCAAUGUAAUGUGUAACUUGUUGAUGAAAGCUUGUUAUUGCUGGUUUUGUUUAUGUGGUCUAUAUUCAAAUAUUUUAGACAAUGUAUUUUAUAUUGAAUAUUGUUCAUUUAUUUUUCACUUGUCUUUGAUCUCAUG
Messenger RNA from Xyrauchen texanus (razorback sucker), 3489 nucleotides. Its product is annotated as rho-related GTP-binding protein Rho6-like. The coding region runs from base 109 to 807 and encodes 232 amino acids. The transcript has 5 exons. The record is from RefSeq and is a predicted model, not a curated record. NCBI's taxonomy places the organism in Eukaryota, Metazoa, Chordata, Actinopteri, Cypriniformes, Catostomidae. Gene Ontology annotation, molecular function: GTP binding; GTPase activity. Gene Ontology annotation, biological process: small GTPase-mediated signal transduction.